Messenger RNA from Cynoglossus semilaevis (tongue sole), 832 nucleotides. Its product is annotated as dual specificity protein phosphatase 13-like. Gene Ontology annotation, biological process: negative regulation of MAPK cascade; protein dephosphorylation. NCBI's taxonomy places the organism in Eukaryota, Metazoa, Chordata, Actinopteri, Pleuronectiformes, Cynoglossidae. The transcript is spliced from 3 exons. Gene Ontology annotation, molecular function: MAP kinase phosphatase activity; protein tyrosine/serine/threonine phosphatase activity. The record is from RefSeq and is a predicted model, not a curated record. Bases 233 to 778 code for a protein of 181 amino acids. Gene Ontology annotation, cellular component: cytoplasm.
AAUUGUGGCUACGAAAAAUGUAGUGGUUUGUAAUUAAUUGUUUUUAAAAAUACGCCGCCGAGUAAUAUUUAGAAUAUAGGUCAUUUUGUUUUAUUAUAGACCACACAGCUGUUCUCGUCAGUACCAACAUGGUUGUAAUAAAGCCUCCACAGAGUCUGAAAAUAAAUCUUAGUAGACGAAAUCUACAAAUAAAGAAAUAUACAUAGCAGUUCUUUAAUAAGUCAGUUAAGCAAUGAUUAGUCUACAGGAUAGUAACACAACUGUCCCUACUGCCCCCACUGUGGUGGAGUUAGAGAAGGUUUUGUUUGGAGGAAAAAGGUUUGGUAAUCCUGUUGAUGAAGUUUGGCCUAACCUCUUCAUUGGUGACCUGUCUGUCGCCAAUGAUCGCUACAAAAUAUGGAAGAUGGGAAUCACUCAUAUUUUAAACGCAGCCCAUGGGAAAACACACUGUCAGGGGAGCCAUGACUUCUAUGGAUCCAAUGUGGAUUAUUAUGGAGUGCCUGCAGAUGACUCACCAACCUUUGACCUCUCUCACUAUUUCCUUCCCUCAGCUAAUUAUAUUAAGGAUGCACUUAGUAUGCCUGGAGCCAGGGUUUUUGUUCAUUGUGCAGUUGGAGUCAGCAGGUCUGCCUCCCUGGUCCUGGCCUACCUCAUGAUCCAUCACCGUUACACCCUAUUAGAGGCCAUCAAUAAGGUCAAAGAGCACAGGUGGAUUUUCCCAAACAGAGGAUUCCUCAAACAGCUCCGUGCUCUGGAUGAGAAAUUAUGUAAAACCUGAGAUCAUUUUAGUAAAAGAAAAACUGAAAUAAAUUAUUUUUUACUGAACAAAGUC